Molecule: messenger RNA, 1850 nt
Organism: Drosophila willistoni
Lineage: Eukaryota; Metazoa; Arthropoda; Insecta; Diptera; Drosophilidae
Product: juvenile hormone esterase
Exons: 6
Coding region: 18-1790 (590 amino acids)
Molecular function (GO): cholinesterase activity
Source: RefSeq, a predicted model, not a curated record
AUCGCUUUUUUCAAGUCAUGUUUAAGCCAUAUUUGCCAGUGGUUUAUCUCUCCCUCUGCCUGGUGUUUGUAUCAGCUACUGAUGAUAAUGAAUUGUUGGUUGUGUGUCCGCCAAAAUCAACUUGCAUCAGGGGUGUAUUUAGGCAUACCUACAACACUGAAUUUGAGGCAUUUAUGGGCAUGCCUUAUGCCUUGGCCCCUUUAGGAGAACUAAGAUUUCGAGACCCCAUUAAGAUGGUCAAACUUCCGUUUACAAUUGAUGGUACUAAGUCCAAGCCGAAUUGCAUUCAAAGAAAUUAUUUCUUAAAUAGACAAAGAAUAUUUGGAAAAGAAGAUUGUCUUUAUUUAAAUGUCUACAGACCAGUGGUGAGUCCACAAGAUAUUGGUAAUAUCAACAGAUAUAUAUAUGGCGGUGGAUUCAAUAGUGGAUCGGCUAGUUAUUUAUAUACUGGUCCAGAGUAUUUUAUGGCCACACAAUCGGUAAUCUUGGUCACAGUGUCUUAUAGAUUGGGAGCCUUGGGAUUUCUGUCAACUGGGGAUAAUAGUAUUUCUGGAAAUUUUGGACUCAAAGAUCAACACAUGGCAUUAAAAUGGGUCCAGGAAAAUAUAGCCGACUUCGGGGGUGAUAAGGACAAGGUGACGUUAUUUGGUCAUGGUGCUGGCGCCAUUGCUACCCAUUUGCAUUUAAUGAAUCCCAACUCUGAGGGUCUCUUUCAUAGAGUGAUUAGCAUGAGUGGCACGGCGAAUAGUCCCUAUGCCAUUGAACGAAACCCACUCGAAAAAGCCCGGAACACUGCAUUUUACUGUAAUAUAGAAAAUGUAGACCAUAUAAGUACUACGAAACUUUCUAAGGCCCUGCGAAAAGUGAAUGCACUAAAACUAGUUGAAGCUGAAGACUACGUUAAACGUUGGGUUGGGGAUCCCAAUACAUAUUACCGUCCAGUAAUAGAGCCUCCAGGAAAGAACGCCUUUCUUACCCAAGAUCCGGAAGAGUUGAUCAGAACAGUAAAUUACACAAAACUUCCUUGGCUUUUGGGCACUGUGCCCGAAGAUGGAGCCAAGUGGGUAAUUAAUAUUAUGGAAAACUCUUCAGUGCUUCAGAAUUUUAAUUCCGAAUUCCAUUAUAACCUUUUGGAGUUAAUACAAUUUCCUAAUCGAUUUAAUGCAACUGUGAAAGAUGAAAAAUUAAUUCAACUAGUACAGGAUUAUUUUGGUGGUACAAAGGAAUUGCACGAAGGAUCUUUAAGAGGAUUUUUAGAUGUGAUGACCGAUAGAGGUUUCAAGCAUCCGCUCUAUAACGUUAUUAGAUAUUAUCUUCGAAAUGUAGAUACCGAUGUGCACCCUAUCUAUAUGUACAGUUUCAAUUAUAAGGGUCGUUUUAGUUCUGCCUCACUGUAUGCAAAACGUAUUACCAGAAAUUAUGGAGUUGUUCAUGGCGAUGAUUUGCAUUAUUUGUUUCGCAGUCCUCUUUAUUUUCGCGACUUUCAUCGAAACUCUACCGAGGCCGCGAUCGUCCAAUUGUUUGUCAACUAUUUUGUAACAUUUGCCAAACACGGAAAACCCCUUAAUUUUCCCACAUUGGAUUCUUGUGAUACAUCUGUUUUGGCCCAUCGACCCAAAGGCAUUUGUGACUAUCAUGAAUUUUUCAAUGCAAAAUAUAGUUUACAACACGUCAGAGUUAAUAACGCAUAUCCAACUCAACGAGUUCGAUAUUGGUUGGAUUUAUUAGAGGAAAGCAGAAAAUCUGAACUUGGAAAUCCUUUCUAUGGCACAUACACCUCUGGUAAAUAGGUUAAGUACUUCUAACCAAAUUGAAUUAUUUUUUUUUAUUUUAUAUUUUUUUUAAUUAUC